Messenger RNA from Ficedula albicollis (Collared flycatcher), 2469 nucleotides. It is a transcript of the gene DZANK1, whose product is annotated as double zinc ribbon and ankyrin repeat domains 1. The transcript is spliced from 20 exons. Gene Ontology annotation, biological process: eye photoreceptor cell development. Gene Ontology annotation, molecular function: protein binding. The record is from RefSeq and is a predicted model, not a curated record. NCBI's taxonomy places the organism in Eukaryota, Metazoa, Chordata, Aves, Passeriformes, Muscicapidae. Bases 176 to 2377 code for a protein of 733 amino acids.
AAAGGCUAUCAGCCCCCUCAGGGCAGGUGGAAAGCUGAUCCGCCCGUGGUUGGUGGGUCAGAGUGUGUCAGAAGAUGGACCAGGCUCGGCUUGGCGGCGCCCAAAAAUAGGACAAGAGGCAGCAGAGAGAAUCUGGGACACGGGAAGUUCCACCUGAACGUCACCACUGAGAAAAAUGACAUCUGGCUCUGUCUCAGUUCCUCAGAUCAUCCCACUUCGAAUCCCACCUCCAGGGAAAGCUCAACGGGAAAUAGACACAAAUACUCUCAUAGAAAUAAAAUCAGAUACACCUGGGACCUCUAUUUAUUACACUUUAGAUGGAAGUAAACCAGAACUCGUUUGGAAACCUGGCUAUGGGACAUGCAACACUUUGGAGUAUCAGGGUCCUAUCACAUUACCAGUGGGAAAAAUAAUGGUCAAGGCCUUGGCAGUUACAGAGGACUACAGGGAGAGUUCAAUUGUGACAAAGGUGUUUGUGGUAGAGUACCAGCAACCAAACAUCCUUUUCCCUGUAGAAGAUGAUGACAACAAUUUCCUAAGAGACAUGGUUGCACAGAAUAAGGAAGGUGGAACAUUUACUACAAAACCUAAGAAGAAUCGACUGAAUGUGGAAAUCAAACCUGCCUGGGAUGAAACACCCCAAGACCUUCAAGACAGAAAGCCUUCUCACAAGUCCCCUCAAGGACCUCAGCUCCUUGCCAGUCGUUUAGGAGCCACAGAGUACAGAGAGGAAUCCAACUCAGCACAACCAAUGGAGUCAUUGCAGUUUGCAAGUUCCUCUGCAGUGAAUAGCCAGAAAAGCUUAGCAAGCAUACAGGUAUCAAGGAUCCAGAGUGAAACAAAUUUCCUUAAAUGUGCACAUUGUUCUGCCCCUCGCCUGUCCAAGCCCUUGGCUCACUUCUGCCAGAAGUGUGGAUCUCCUAUCCCCCCUGUGCCAGUCCAGCACUUCCCACUCCCUGAAGGAACGCAGAUGGCACCGUGCCUUGAAUGCAGACAUCUUGUACCAAUGAAUACACCCACUUGCAUUAUCUGUGAGUCACCAAUAGCUCCACAGCUGCAGCCCCAAAACAACAUCUGCAUAAAGGGCAAAGUAAUUUGUCAGGUGUGUGGCACAGGAAAUCCUCUUCACCAUAUACACUGUGCGACUUGUGAGAGCAAACUGCCUGAAGUACAGAUGCCCGUGUUUGGAGGAGACUCCUGCCUAACUCUCCAGGGUCAGCAAAGGAAGACAGCUCAGUGCUCAAAAUGCAACGGCGUGAACCAGAGCGACGCCCGCUUCUGUGCUUGGUGUGGGGCCAAGCCUGGACCUCCUCCAUCCUACUUUACUUGUUCCAAGUGUGGUACCAGCAACCAGCCAUACGCUCACUUCUGUGUGUCUUGUGGUGUCUACAUAGAGCCCCCAUCCAGACAGAGCUCUCCUGGCAGUCCCAUGGAUCGUGGGGACUCACUGGGAUGGUCUGAGGCAAAGCGACUACAGGCUCAAGUUGCCUGGCAACCUUCUCCUGUUUCCUUACCUAAAUCAAGGGCAGAACUAACAGAAAGAAAAGAUAAAGGAACCCAAACCAUUGGACUUUUUUACCCAUCCAGCAAACUGUUGGAAAAGAAGGCGCUUGCGCUGAUUUCACAAAAAGAAAAGGUGAAAAAGAUGAGUGAUCAUAAGCCUCUCCUGACAGCCAUUAGUCCCGGAAAAGGUUACUGGAGAAAACAGCUGGAUCACGUUUGUGCUCAUGUUAGAAGCUAUGCCCAGAACAGCCCUGCAUUCAGAACACUGAUUGGAGAACCUCAAAUGGGAAAGAUUAAUUAUGCUACCAUCUCUGAAGAUGACUAUGAAGUCACCAUUACAUUGAAUUUUGCUGCUAUAAACAAGGAUAUUCAUCCUAACAGAGCAGUGAAGUACAGCAAUGAUUACCUUAGUGCUGGAACAGAAGUCACAGAUGGACAGGAUGACAGUCAGACUAAUUUUGGCAGAGAUGAUCAUGACCUUUUCUAUUCAAGAGACAAAAUAAAGAGAACCAAAUCAAGAACACUCAUGGGACAGGGAUAUAAGCUCUCUGGAGCUGACCCCAAUUCCCUCAGCAAGGAGGAGCGCCCUGCCCUCACAGUUGCUGUCCUGAACAAGCACCCAGGAGCCAUCUCCCCUCUGGUGCAGCAAGGGGCUGACAUUGACCAGCAGUCAGGGCCACACAACAACACAGCUCUCCAUGAGGCAGUUCUGCUGGGACUGGAGGGAGAGGAGUGCAUCAGAGCCCUGUUAUGCUGCAAUGCAAGCGUGCAAAAGAAGAAUGCAGCAGGGCACUCAGCACUGGAUUUGGCUGUUGCAGCUGGAGAUAAUAAGGUUAUUUCACUGUUCCAAGUAAGUCUGGAUAGAGACCACUGAACAAACUUAUAAGACACAGGAACAUUGUUCUCAUCAGUGUGUUAUUACAACAAACUUUUUCCCAAAUAAAGCUGAAGGCUCUUUGACUUUGG